This is a messenger RNA of Cylindrotheca closterium, 1428 nucleotides long. The record is from the annotation of a GenBank genome assembly. NCBI's taxonomy places the organism in Eukaryota, Bacillariophyta, Bacillariophyceae, Bacillariales, Bacillariaceae.
AUGGACAUGGAUUUUCAUCUUCCACCACGACUUGUACAUCAGGUUCUACUGACAGAUCCAUCGGAGCUCGAAUCCCUUGCCCCAGGUCUCAAGUCCAGAACAACCACAUUCUCAGAAUUUCAAGAGAACCUCUCACAGGACAACUCCAAUCCUGCUCACGUUAUGAAACGAGCCUAUCUGCAAAACGUUCAGAGGCAAAUCGACGAUACUUUGGAUUUACAUCCACUGCACAAUCUACUCUUGGAACUACACAAAGCGAUACGAGCCCUCGUUCCAAAUCGUCCCGACUUGCAUUCCUUCCUGAAGGAUGAUAUUGAACUGCCGGAACCAGAGGACGCCAUCAAGUUUUUACCGUUCAUCAUCAAAGCGGCACAAGCUCUGGCGAAAUUAGAGUCUGAAGCUCGAUCACAAAGUACGAUAGACUGGCUAAAGGUCGCCAAUUCGGAGACUGCACCCACCAAGAAAACGAUAGACUUUAUGAUUGCUUCCAUAUUCUAUCUGAUUGACAAGGCAGAGCUUUGCAGUAAAGACAAACAAGAUUUUUAUUUGACAGAAGUGUUUGCUCCACGAAUUCGAAACACUCAGGAAGGUCUAUCUAUGGAACGGAAAACAUUUUAUUCGAAGUUUGGCAAAGAUCAAGUCCCACCCAUCACUAAGAAAUGGGUACAGGGUCUAGUGGACUCUUCCACUGCUGAUGUUUCUAUCGAAGACUUGCAAAAUAGCUCCAAACAUCGUCGGGAUCUGAUAAAACGUGGAUGGAUCGACGAUAUUUUGUUUCAACGAGAAAAGGAAGUGAUACUUCCAGAAGUCUUCUUUAUGGACCUCCAACACUUGCAAGCCAUUCGGAACACUACACGGAUUGCCGCUGCCGGAUGUGCGCUAGGUUAUUUUGCUUGUAUUGCAGCUAAGGUUGAUCCUGAAGUAUUACUACAAGAUGGUGACAAAGGUGUGGCAUUGGUAAAAGUAAUGAACAAUAAGGUGCAUCCGUCGAUCGAAUCCUACGAACAAUCUGUUGAAGAUUGUGUCGUGUCAUUGGCAAAAGAAUGGGCGCCUUUGGGGAAUACCAUCGAUCCGCAAGCUUUGGAGACACUCAAAAACCAGACCAGAAGCGUUUUGAAGGGACAGAGUCCUGUCCUCAAACUGCUAGACAAUCGAAUGCGAGACAUUGUGAGCAACUUGGUGAUUCACGAAUUCGAAAAGGACAUACCGAAACAGUUGCAAACUGGAAUCGGAAGUGUCGAGUCCAAAUCCAAAGAAUCGGUUCUGGUGAUGAAAGGCAAGAAGGUCUUUCAAGAACGAGGAUUGGCUUUUUACGCUGUGGAGUUGGCCCUUGCAACCGAACUAGCUGCGAAGGUAGCCAACUUGGCAUGCGAUUUGUAUAUGGCAGAGAUUUUGGAUCGAUUAAUAUUGGAUAGCCUAGUACAAUAG